Messenger RNA from Lathyrus sativus (Indian pea), 663 nucleotides. Lineage: Eukaryota; Viridiplantae; Streptophyta; Magnoliopsida; Fabales; Fabaceae. The record is from the annotation of a GenBank genome assembly.
AUGUUUUCAAUUGCAACCACAACGGCCAUAGGCACUUUUUCAACAACUCCAGCUUUGAAUCGCACUGCUGGGCCCACAUUUUCCGCCAAUUUUACUCCCAGAACCUUCCUCGCAACUCCACUCUCUUCCAAUCACUUGUUCUCCAAACUCCCUCGCACUUCUUCUAAGCGAUCCCCAACUUCCCGUCACUUCAAGCGUUUUUCUCCUGUCAUGCAGUGGCAGGAUUGCACGGUUAAGAAGGAGGUUGAUGUGCCGGUCUCUGUAGCAUAUGCUUGUUAUUCUGAUCGUGAAGCCAUCCCAGAAUGGAUGCCCUUUAUUUCCACUGUUAAGAUAUUGCCAGACAAACCUGACUUGUCGCGAUGGUCCUUGAAGUAUAAGGCAUUUGGUCAAAAUAUUGAGUUCUCUUGGCUUGCUCGCAAUAUGCAGGAAAAGAUUCCCACUCCAAAUCAGAAAAUUCAUUGGCGAUCUCUGGAAGGUCUCCCCAACAGAGGCGCGGUACGAUUCUUUCCAAAAGGUCCCUCUUCAUGCAUAGUAGAACUGACAGUUUCUUAUGAGGUUCCUCAACUUUUAUCUCCAGUGGCAUCCGCACUGCAACCUUUUCUUGAAAGCUUACUUCAACGUGGUCUGGAAAGAUUUGCUAAUUUCGCAAAAAGCUACAAAUGA